AAUGUUCCCAUCUACAAACCCAAACACAAACACAAACCCAAACCCAAACCCAAACACAAAGAGAGGAAAGGUAUUUAUAGGAUUAUUAUAGGAAACUCCAAUCUUUUUGUUUAACCUCCUUCUUCUUCAUCUACUUCGCUAUUUCUGCUAAUACUCUCUCUCCUAAUCUCUUCUUCUACAAACCCUAUUUUAAUGGCGGUUGCAGCUACAGGACAACUCAACUUGGAGAAUUUAUCGUCAUGUGGCUCGCGAAGUGUCGAUUGUUUCCAGAAAUUGGAACAAAUUGGUGAAGGAACUUACGCACAAGUGUACAAAGCUAAAGAAAUUCAAACUGGAGAAGUUGUUGCUUUAAAGAAAAUAAGAAUGGAGAAUGAGAAGGAAGGGUUUCCCAUUACUGCCAUACGUGAAAUCAAGAUUCUGCAGAAGCUCCAACACGAAAAUGUAGUCAAACUAAAAGAGAUUAUCGUGGCUUCUCCAGGUCCAGAGAAGGAUGAACAAGGGAAGCCAGGUGGCAUCUUCAUGGUCUUUGAGUACAUGGAUCAUGAUUUAGCUGGUCUCGCUCGUUGUGCUUCAACAUUUUCUGUCCCACAGAUCAAGUGCUAUAUGAAACAGCUUUUGAUGGGACUCCAUUAUUGUCAUGUAAACAAAGUACUGCAUCGUGAUAUAAAAGGUGCAAAUCUUCUUAUAGACAAUAAGGGAACUUUAAAACUUGCAGAUUUUGGCCUUGCCCGUUUUUUUGCAAAUGAGCAUAAUAGUAAUCUUACAAAUCGUGUCAUUACCCUGUGGUAUAGACCUCCAGAGCUGCUGCUUGGAAGCACAAAGUAUGGUCCUGCUGUUGAUAUGUGGUCAGUUGGUUGUAUCUUUGCAGAGCUUCUCGAUGGAAAACCAUUGAUUCCUGGGAAAGAUGAGCCAGAACAAAUAAAUAAGAUCUUUGAGCUGUGUGGAACCCCAGAUGAGUCCAGCUGGCCUGGGGUUACAAAGCUACCUUGGUAUACUAAUUUCAAGCCAAACAGGCCAUUGAAGAGGCGUCUUCGGGAGCAUUUCAGACUCCUUGAUCGCCAUGCGUUCGAUCUGCUGGAGAAGAUGCUGACUCUUGAUCCUGCACAGAGGAUCUCUACCGGGGACGCGCUUGAUGCUGAGUACUUUUGGACUGAUCCUUUGCCGUGUGAUCCUAAGAGUUUACCGAAGUAUGAAUCGUCGCAUGAAUUCCAGACAAAGCAGAAACGUCAAAAGCAAAGACAGCACGAGGAAGCCGCUAAACAUCAAAAACAGCAUCCUCCAGCAUAUUCCCGUGCUUUUCCCAUUCAGCAGUCUGGUCAAUCUCAUGCUCAGACACAGGCUGGACCUAAUCAGCCCAUGCAAGGCUCUCAGCACCCUGUUCUUUCUGGGCCUGGUCAUCAUCACGGGAACCCACGAGGACCGUCCAGAUAUUCACAGAGUGGAAACCCUGGUGGUAACCGUAAUCGCCCUAACAGGGGUGGUCAAGGUGGUGAGAGAGGCUAUGGCAAUGUCCCCUAUAUGCAACAUGGACGGGGCCAAGCAUAUGGUUCAAAUGGGUUGCCAGUCACAGGCCCACGAGGUGGUAAUUCUAGUGGUUAUGAUGGUUCCCGAAAUUACCAGCAAGGUGGUCCGUAUGAUGGGUCCGGUUCUGGCCGAGGAUCAAACAUGAUGGGUAGGAAACAUAGUCAGCAGCAUGGUUGGAAACAGCAGUAAUCAUAGGCUUUGCAAUGAGCAUAAGGCAACUUGGACCGCCUUUCUUCAUGCUAGAUUUAGACAUUGGGUCUAGCAAGAAAGUGUUUAUGGGUUAAGAAUAACAUCAUGGAUCCAAGUUUGCAAUUGUUUUUUGGUUACUGAUGAAUCUGUACAAUUAGGCAGCUCCGGAAGAUGGGUUGAUGUACGAAUUAUGAUUUUUUUAUGAUUUACUUUUUGGUUAAUGAGUUUUAUAAGAGAACUGUGCCCUUUUCUUUUCUUGCCUCAGCUUUUCUACUGAUCAGUACGCAGUAGCUUAGCCUUGAUGUAUUUAUCUAGCGAGAGACCAACUUUAUUUGUACAAUCUGAUGCCUUUUCAAGUUAAACUCUAUAAAGUUCAACCAUAUUACGAUACUA
Molecule: messenger RNA, 2106 nt
Organism: Beta vulgaris subsp. vulgaris (sugar beet)
Lineage: Eukaryota; Viridiplantae; Streptophyta; Magnoliopsida; Caryophyllales; Amaranthaceae
Product: cyclin-dependent kinase C-1
Exons: 12
Coding region: 193-1713 (506 amino acids)
Biological process (GO): positive regulation of transcription elongation by RNA polymerase II; protein phosphorylation
Cellular component (GO): nucleus; cyclin-dependent protein kinase holoenzyme complex
Molecular function (GO): cyclin-dependent protein serine/threonine kinase activity; ATP binding; RNA polymerase II CTD heptapeptide repeat kinase activity
Source: RefSeq, a predicted model, not a curated record